Messenger RNA from Sitophilus oryzae (rice weevil), 2415 nucleotides. RefSeq lists its product as uncharacterized. Lineage: Eukaryota; Metazoa; Arthropoda; Insecta; Coleoptera; Curculionidae. The transcript is spliced from 3 exons. The record is from RefSeq and is a predicted model, not a curated record. Gene Ontology annotation, molecular function: nucleotide binding; nucleic acid binding. Bases 1359 to 2342 code for a protein of 327 amino acids.
UUAAAGAAUGCGUGCAAGAAGUCUUCUUUUCUAAACCGUUUUUUGGGUAGGUCAGCAGCUGAAGAAAAAAAAAAUAUUGUUCAGAAUGUAAAGAACAUAUUUUUACAAAAAUUUGUGGGUUGGUCAUCUGCAUUCAAACAGUCACAAAAACAACUGUAAAACGUUGGAGGAAAAAGGAAUUCAAGUAAUAAAAUCAGCUUUCAAGGAAAGGAUAAUAUCAUACAGAUUAUCUACCGAAGAAAAUAUUUUAAAUGUUAAAAACUAUUUUAAAAUAUUGGAACAAAAGAUUCUACGGGUGUUUGACAAUCAAUUGAAAAAACAUACUUGUAUUAAAAUCAAUAUAGAACUUUUUGGAUAUUACUAUAAUCCAAGUACUGAUAAUCAUGAUGUCAAAUCGUUCAACACUCCAUUUAAAGUAAUUUGUAACAGCAGUGCAACAAAGGAUUUGAUAGAAGAAUUUGCAACAAUUAUUGACAACAAGGCUGAUGAAUUCGCAGAAAGGGACUCUGGAUGGAUUUUACUAAAUCUUCUUUUUAUGGAAAUUAACAUCAACAAAUUCAAUCCUUUGAGAGCAUCAUCUUUUAUUUAACUUCCUCCUAAAAUAGUACGACGUCAAUAGUACGACGUCAACAUAAGAAAUAAGGAUGACUACUGCUUCGCAUGGUCCGUAGUUGCAGCCCUUCAUCCUCCAACAGGUGUUGAUUUUCAAACAUCAUCAUACCCACACUAUUCAACAGUUUUGAACACUACAGGUAUUGAUUUUCCAAUAUCAUUAAAAGAUAUUAAAAAUUUUGAAAAUCAAAACAAUAUUUCUAUCAAUGUGUACGGUUUAGAAAAAUAUUGUAAUAAAAUUUCUAAUAAUGAAGAAUAUGAAAAAAUAAUUGGUCCUCUACAUUUUUCUAGUGAUAGAAAAAAUAUUCAUGUUAAUUUAUUAUUAAUAAAUGAUGAUGAUGAAAAUUUUCAUUAUUGCUACAUUUCCGAUCUUUCUAAAUUAAUUUCUAAACAACUUAGUAAACAUAAUGGAAGAAAAUAUUUGUGUGAAGGAUGUCUUCAAUACUUUGACACAGAACAAAAAUUACAGUAACAUAAUAGUUAUGAUUGUGAUCAUGUUAGAAUUAAUUUACCUUCUAAAGAAUUAUUUAAAGACAAAUAUGGAAAUGUAGCAUAUGAAAACACAUUAAAAUAUGUUAAUUAUCGAAAGCAAAUGAAAGUUCCUUUUAUAGUAUAUGCAGAUUUUGAAUGUAUUUUAAAACCUUUGAAUGAGAAUUAUGAUGUAGAAAAUCCAAAUAAUUCAUAUACAUUAAAAAAAUUUAAACAUAUUCCAUACUCUUUUGCGUAUUACAUCAAAUGUUCAUUUGAUGAUAAAUAUUCUAAGUUUGAAAAAUAUAGAGGUUUCAUGCAUAACACGGAAAUCAGAGACAAACAAUCCUUUUCUAUCAAAUUUUGAUGCAACAAAACCUAAUAAAUAUAUAAUGUACUAUGAUGCAACAAAUUUAUACGGUUUUGCUAUGUCCCAAUAUCUGCCAACAGGUGAUUUUGUAUGGUUAACCGAAAAAGAAAUAAAAAAUCUAGAUAUUUUUUCAAUUUCUAGUACAUCUAGCAAAGGACAUGUUCUAGAGGUUGAUCUGGAAUAUCCUGAAAGUCUCCACGACACUCAUAAUGAUUUUCCUUUUUGCCCUGAAAAUUAUAAACCACCUAAUUCAAAAUCUACAAAAUUAAUACCAAAUUUAAACAAUAAGUUAAAAUAUGUAAUUCAUUACCAAUUGUUAAAACAAUGUCUACAAAAUGGACUUAAGAUUUCUAAAAUUCAUAGAGUAAUACAAUUUUCACAAUCUGCUUGGUUAAAAAAAUUUAUAGACUUAAAUACCACACUACGAAAUCAAUCGAAAAAUGAAUUUGAUCGCCACACAUACAAAUUAGCAAACAAUAGUAUAUACGGCAAAACAAUGGAAAAUGUGGAUAGGAGAGUCGAUGUAAGACUUGUUACCGAAUGGGAAAAAAAUAAAAGAACAGAUGGAGCUGAAAAUUUGUUAGCAAAGCCAUAUUUCAAGGACUUAACAAUUUUCUCAGAAAACUUGGCUAUUCAAAUGAAAAAAAUACUAGUUACUUAUAAUAAACCAAUAUACGUUGGAUUUUGUAUUUUAGACAUAUCAAAAACUGUCAUGUACGAUUUUUUUUAUAAUUUUUUAAAACCUUUGUAUAAAGAUAAUGUGUCUCUUUUGUAUACUGAUACAGAUUCUUUUAUUCUGGAAGUGACAACAGAAAAUGUUUACCAUGAUAUGCAUAGAAUAUUCAUAAAUUUGACACUUAUUUGCCAAAUAAUAAUCAUAAUAUGCCUAUAACACAAUCAGUGGUUGGUAAAUUUAAGGAUAAAUAUGCUAGUGAACCCAUUGUAGCUUUCUAUGGUAUCGGAAG